AGAGGACGCCGAUUGGUUUCUCGCUUCAAGUUCCUCUCUCCCCGCUCGUAAUCCCUACGCUUCCGUCCAUCUUCGCCGCUUCCAUCAUGAACCACCCGUCGUCCGCUUUUGGCUUAGGUUCUGCCGCUCCGCCUCCCCCUCCGCCUGCCGCCCAUGGUGGCCCAGCCGGUAGGGAUUGGAGGACGUCGGUAGAGCAGUUCUUGUCGGAUCUCACAGACCGGAACCUCCGUGAGAAUGCGUUGCUGGAGCUGUCCAAGAAAAGAGACAUAUUUCAUGAUUUGGCACCUCUAUUAUGGCACUCUUUUGGAUCUAUUGCAGCACUUCUUCAGGAGAUAAUUUCGAUAUACCCUUAUCUUUCUCCUCCAACUUUAUCAUCAGCGGCAUCAAAUCGAGUUUGCAAUGCUCUCGCCCUUCUUCAGUCUGUUGCCUCACAUUCUGAAACAAGAGUUCAUUUCCUAGAGGCACAUAUACCUUUGUACUUGUAUCCCUUUUUGAAUACAACUAGUAAAACAAGGCCAUUCGAGUAUCUAAGGUUGACCAGCUUGGGAGUUAUCGGUGCUCUUGUGAAGGUAGAUGAAACUGAGGUCAUUGGAUUUCUUCUCCGAACUGAGAUAAUUCCAUUGUGUCUGCGCACAAUGGAGAUGGGUAGUGAACUCUCAAAAACCGUUGCAACUUUUAUUGUCCAGAAGAUAUUGUUGGAUGAUGUGGGGCUUAGCUACAUUUGUGCGACUUCAGAACGGUUUUACGCUGUAGGCCAAGUCCUUGGAUCCAUGGUCACAUCACUUGCUGAAAGACCAUCAGUGAGAUUACUGAAGCAUAUAAUUCGUUGUUACCUCAGGCUUUCAGAGCACCAAAGGGCAUGUGAAAGGUUGAUCAAUUAUCUUCCUGAUAUUCUAAAAGAUGGUUCAAUUAACAGUUAUCUUCAUGAUGAUCCUGGAACUCGACAUUGGCUUCAACAACUACUACACAAUGUUAACACAGCAAACCGAGCAACUAAUCAUCAGGGACGACUUGAUCACAUUAUUGGAAGUUAGGAUGUUAAGGAUGGACGAAUUUGAUUCAGUUAUAGUUAUCCCCGUUUGUUUUUUUUUUCUUUUGCAAAUUAGCAUUUUAGGUAUGAUACAUAAUUUAUCUCGUCAUAUUUUUUGUAACCUCUAUUUUUUCCCCCUGCUGGAUGGUGCAAAUAUUAACCAUU
Zingiber officinale is the source of this 1195-nucleotide messenger RNA. Its product is annotated as CCR4-NOT transcription complex subunit 9-like. Gene Ontology annotation, cellular component: CCR4-NOT core complex; CCR4-NOT complex; P-body. The record is from RefSeq and is a predicted model, not a curated record. Gene Ontology annotation, biological process: negative regulation of translation; mRNA catabolic process. The coding region runs from base 87 to 1034 and encodes 315 amino acids. NCBI's taxonomy places the organism in Eukaryota, Viridiplantae, Streptophyta, Magnoliopsida, Zingiberales, Zingiberaceae. The transcript is spliced from 9 exons.